UAUGAACAAGAAUGUCACAUAAAAAUCGCGAUCAUAGGUCGAUUUAUCCUAAUUUUUGGAAAUAUUAUGGUUUGACUGGAGUACAGAUAGGUGAAAAUCAUCUAGGACCUUAAAUGUAACUCGGAAUAAAGUGGAGUAUGAAGUUAUAAGGAUGAAAACUUUGCAUGUUCUCUGACUGAAAACUAAAAUCAGAAAUUUUUGACAGUGACUGAGCAGUGAGUGAGUGACAAUCACAGUGUGUAACAGUGUUGACACUUUUCAACUACGGUACUUUAUUGAUUCUGCCUGCAGACUUUCAUGACUUUGUGUGCUGGGUACAUGUAUGGUUUCUGUGCUUGUAUGUCAUGAUCUUCAUUAGUAUUCAUCCACUAGUUCAUUUGGUCUACUCUUGACCCCCGGGACUCAUUUUAUGGGCAACCAGGAUUUUGACAGAGAAGUACAAAGCCAAAGGACAGGUAGUCGUGAGAGUAAACCAGAACCAUUGACUUAGACUUCAAACUUAUAGUUUCAAUAUCCAAUGGGCUUAUCCGAUAGCCUAGGGUUAGCUAUCAUCCAUGUUAGCUUUUGUUGUACUUUAAACAAAAGUGAUUUCUACUUCUUCUUGUGAAUCGCAGCUUGGUAGGAUUACUUGGAUUACAAAUCUCCCAUUGGCGAACAUGCUGGAUUAUUCUCCGAUUAUUGCCAUCUAUGAGGAUCCCUAGUCCUAAUGUCGACUCCGUCAUUAAUGGCUGCCAGUCCUUCACCAAACAAGUCUAUGGGUGGUAAGUCGGCCACAAGUAUUACUUGCCAAACAUGCGACUCAACUGUAAAACAGGCUCCUGGAAGCCGGAGGACAAUAUGCCCGCAUUGUGGAAAUUUCUAUGAUCCGGAGGCAGCUCGCAUUCCGCCCCAGCCACCCCGGGGCCCGAAGCCACCGCGCCACACGCAGGAGGGUCAUUCAUCGCAGAACUAUAACAGAAAAUACAAUAAGGACAAGCUGCCGAAGUUGGCCAGAGAUGACAAAGAAAAGUCGGGCACACGACUGCAAUCAAUAGCCAAUUUUUUUCAAAACUUAAACCCAAAUCGUCGGGAUCGUUCAUCUCGGUCAGGGAAUAACAGUGAUCACGACGGUUCACGGACGUCAUCAGCUGACGGAGGAUCCCGUACAGAGCUCCCGCCAAUAAAUUCCGAAAAGGGACGUUUGACGGUGGAUCGAUCACCAGUUUCGUCACAUAGCAACCCAGAUUCACCUAAUACACCAAAUACCCCCACGCAGAACCACCAGAAGACGUUCUCCUAUCCUGUACGGAAUAAAACCGUGCAACAACUGCGGGACGAUGUCAAACAAUCAAGGGAAUCAGCAAAUUGGAAAGAUGUCCACGAUUUCUAUGCGACAACAUUUGAUUCAUUUCUAGAACUCAACGCUGCAUUUAAGCGAGAUCCCCAAAAGGAAUAUAAAACGACAGACGACCCCGGAUUAAAGUUUGAUUUCGUGACGACGGUAUAUGAAUUGCUAUCUGAGUUGCCUCAAGAAAUCCAGAAAGUAGUCCUCAAAGCUGUGAUAAACAGUUUAUUGAAGGAUAAAAGACUAACUGACACAACCAGAGUCUGGCCCCAUACGAAAGAGGAUUUAAGGGCCUACCUUAUACUAGUCCAGAACCCACAGUUCAGCAACAUUGCCACUUAUGUGAUAUUUGCUCAUCUUCUCAGACAGAUGGCAGCACUGUCCGACCACGACCAUCAUUUUCUCGUCCAUUGGUUCCGAAAGUUGCGAAGUGAUCAGUUCCAAAGUUUAGCUCAAAGGUUGCAUAACUUUAUCUCAUGUCGGUUAUUCCCGCCAAAACCCAAAGAUCUCCCGCCGAUGUCGAAGUGUACUUGGUGGAUCCCUAGCGCAACAAAAGUGAUGGCAUUACUGAAUGCUUCCAAUAAUCUUACCACAAAUGGGAUUAUCAACUACACAGACUUCUAUAACCAUACCCUAGACCAUUUAGAUCUGAUGGCUGAGUAUUAUGCCUGGCAGAACCCUAGCACACAUCCUGGCUUCACAUUUUGUCAGUAUCCGUUCAUCCUGAGUAUAAAUGCGAAAAGAACGAUAUUACAGAAGGAUUCGGAACAGCAGAUGAUAAUCAUGGCACGGCGGAGUCUUGUUGCCAAAGUCCAGCGCAGGCAGCUCCCUGACAUUGGCAUGUUAUUCUUGAAUCUGACUGUACGGCGUUCACAUCUAGUCUCGGACUCGCUCAAUGAGAUUGCCCGCAAACAACAUGACUUAAAGAAGAAACUAAAGGUGACGUUCUCUGGCGAGCCGGGCCUUGACAUGGGUGGGCUGACCAAGGAAUGGUUCCUCUUGCUUGUCCGGCAGAUAUUCCAACCAGAAUACGGCAUGUUCACGUACGACAAAACAUCGCGUGUCUUUUGGUUUAGUACAACGGUGUGCGAAAACUAUCAAGAAUUCAACCUCGUCGGCGUGCUGAUGGGCCUGGCCGUCUAUAACAGUAUCAUUCUAGAUAUCCACUUCCCGGCCUGCUGCUACAAGAAGCUACUCAGUCCAGCUGUUGUGCCGUAUAAUAAUCCCAGGGCGACUGUUGGAGUCACAAAUGUCACCUUGGAUGACUUGGAAGAGGUGUUGCCCGAUCUUGUGAAAGGUCUGCGGGACUUGCUGGCAUAUGAGGGUGAUGUGGAGGAUGACUUCGGACUAACAUUUCAGAUUUCAAUCACAGAAUAUGGCAACAGCAAGACGCAUGUUUUGAAGCCAGGCGGCGAGACUAUAAAUGUUACAAAUAAGAAUAGACGAGAAUAUGUCAACCUCUACUCUGAUUGGCUAUUGAAUAAAUCAGUUUACCCACAAUUCCAAGCAUUUUAUCAUGGAUUUCACAGCGUCUGUGCAUCAAAUGCUCUCAUUAUGUUACGGCCUGAGGAAGUUGAGACUCUCGUGUGUGGCUGUCCUAACCUUGACCUUGAUGACCUCCGCAAGGUCACGCAGUACGAUGGCUAUACAGUAAACGACUCAUUGAUCAAACACUUCUGGGAAAUCUGCCUCGCCUUUCCAGUUGAGUUACAGAAGAAGCUCCUGCUGUUUACGACCGGCAGUGACCGCGUGCCAAUAGGGGGCAUGAUGGAGAUGCAGUUCAAAAUUACACGGGUGGAAAAUACAGAUAUGUUACCAGUGUCCCACACGUGUUUUAACCAACUGGUGCUGCCUCAUUACAAGACAAAGAAAGUUCUCAAACAAAAACUUACGAUAGCCAUUCAGAAUGCAGAAGGAUUUGGCAUGGAGUAGAAAAAUUACAUUUGAAGAGUUCGGUUUCAAAACAAUAGCGCUAUUUCUGAAAUUUUGAUGUUAGCGCUUCCCGGUGUUGUUGUUUUUAACAAAAAAAAGUAUGAUAAAGAGCAAGAAUGUAAAACAAUGUCUAGGUUUUGCGGACUUGGGUACGUAGAACUUCAAUUUCUGAAAAGUGACAUUUGACAUUUGACAGUGGCAGCUGACAUUUUUAUCGGCUUCUGUUGUGUCCAAAACUCGCCCGAAUGAAAUAUUGUGAUGUUUAAUUAUCCGUCCAUGUAAUUUAGGUUUUCACGUUCAGAGUCUACUAGUGGUGACUUCCCCAUGACCUAGGGUAUGUACAUUGCUGACCAAACAACUGAAUCGGAUCUUUAGAUUACGAUUGGUAUAAGUUCAUUUUGUGAUAGAUCCUUAUGCUUUACCUCGGACGAGGUUUUCAUCAACCUCACCAGUGGACAUCCUCAGGUCUUCUGAGAAAUUUCCAGUAAGCAGCAUAGAUUGUAGCACUGCACUGGGAAUCAAAUUUCAUGCUGUUAUUUCUUCUUGGCCCCCCCCCCCCCUUGGGUCCCCGUGUGGAUCCUGGGUUGAUCACAAAAUGAACUUUAUACCAAUCCAUGUCGAUUGUUUUAGAAAAUGAAAGGGUUUAACUUUUUGGAGGUGUUUGAAUGAUCAGUUUAACGUCCAAUUUACAACUUCAUCUGUGCCUAUUGAACAAAAUGCGUAUUGUUCAUGUAUAUCUUGAUGUCUUCUCUAUAUGCAUGUAUGCUGUAUAACACACAUCCGUCCAACAGAGCACAAGUCGCAAACAACUAACUGCUAUAUGAUAAUCAGAUUAUUAUGUUACAUGCUGGCAUUAACAUUUAAAGCACAAAUUAAUGUUGAUGUUGAUAAAGUUUCAUGUUGUUACGGUAUUCAUAUUGAAAUUAAAAAAUUCACACUAACUUACAAGGGGUCAUCAUAAAUCUUAUGAUACAUAGUCAUCCAUAAGUAUCAACACUUUCAAAAUACACUUGGGGAAAGGGGUUAGUGAGAAAUGUUGACUUUUAAACUUUUGCUUAUAAAUGUUGAUCAAUCUUUUCAGAAAUCAACACUAUCAGGGGAGGUGGGUGGGGGG
Molecule: messenger RNA, 4370 nt
Organism: Lineus longissimus
Lineage: Eukaryota; Metazoa; Nemertea; Pilidiophora; Heteronemertea; Lineidae
Product: probable E3 ubiquitin-protein ligase HECTD2
Exons: 19
Coding region: 707-3256 (849 amino acids)
Biological process (GO): protein polyubiquitination; ubiquitin-dependent protein catabolic process
Molecular function (GO): ubiquitin protein ligase activity
Source: RefSeq, a predicted model, not a curated record